Apaloderma vittatum (bar-tailed trogon) is the source of this 799-nucleotide messenger RNA. It is a transcript of the gene MRPL46, whose product is annotated as mitochondrial ribosomal protein L46. Gene Ontology annotation, molecular function: structural constituent of ribosome. The transcript has 3 exons. Lineage: Eukaryota; Metazoa; Chordata; Aves; Trogoniformes; Trogonidae. The record is from RefSeq and is a predicted model, not a curated record. The annotation marks the transcript as partial. Gene Ontology annotation, cellular component: mitochondrial large ribosomal subunit.
AUAGAGCUGGAGAGAAGCCAUUAUUCAGAUCACGAAAUCCGUAAGCUGGAGGAAGAGGAGCAGCUCAGGAGGAGGAAGGAAAGCGCCUACGACGAGGAAGAAGCGGUCGGUAAAACCGUCAUCAUGGCCCAAGACCUGGAGGAUAAGUGGGAGCAGAAGUUGCUGCGGUUCAAAGCCGCGCCGAGGGUGACAGAUGCCGACAAAAACAACAACCGAACAUCGCUGGACAGGAGACUGGACAGUAACCUGAUGCUUCUGGUGAAACAGAAAAUCGGUAGCCAGGAAUUGUGGCUCCUCCCUCAAGCGGAAUGGCAGCCUGGAGAGACCCUGCGAAGCACAGCUGAGAGAGCCAUGGCUACAUUUUUGGGAGAUGACAUUCAAGCCAAAAUCCUGGGGAAUGCGCCAUAUGGGAUUUACAAGUAUAAAUUCCCCAAGGCCAUCAGGACUGAGAAUAAUGUGGGAGCCAAAGUGUUCUUCUUCAAAGCCUUCCUCCAAAGCAGUGGUUUGUCCCAAGUAAAGCUGAAGGAAGAUUACCUGUGGGUCACAAAGGACGAGCUGGGAGAUUACUUGAAGUCGGAAUACCUGAAAAAAGUCAAUCGAUUCCUUCUGGACUUGUAAGCGAUAGACUGUGCUCUGGCAGAUGGGGAAGAUGUUGGGACACGACUCCAGGGAGGAGCACAGCUGCUGCUUUGCAUGGUCUGUGUGUAUGAGAUAUUAACGUGGGCUCUGGAGGAUAAUUUGCCUUUCCCUUAUUUCCUAGUUCUCUUCACCAGGCCUGUGCAGAAUAAAUAUUAAAACU